GCAGAGCGUGUCAUAAUUCAAAGUCUGGAAUCUCCAAGUACAGCUGCAAGCAAGAGCACGACCACCAAAAACAGACUGGAAAGCCAAGAUAGGAAGAUGGGAGGCCAUGGCAGCUCAAAGAAAGGCACAGAAACAGCAGGACAUUGCAUGGAUAAAACAUCUCAGCAUGCACAGAGCUGGCAGUUUGUUAACCUGAGGAAGAUUCAGAAGGAUCAAAAGCGAAUCAGUCAGAUUGAAAGAGACAAUGAGAGGCUCAUGGAGAACCUUGCUGCCAUCCAACGAGGGCCAGCGAGUGUGGAUUGUUGGAACAUAGACUUUCAGAGAAGGUCACAGAGUAACAAGAAGAACAAAAAAAUAAUGGCCAUUACUGUGGAAAAUCAGGCACUUUUGAAAAGGAUUACAGACUGUAAGCCCACCUACGAUCGAAAGAAGUUUGAAAUAGAAUGGCAGAACAUGAUGAGACAGUUUAGAUAGACUACCACACAAUGCUGCAUCUCCUCCCAGGAGAUUCAGAGCACAAACCAGGCCUGGCCUUGACUUGAUAUUGUCUGAAUUGGAAUCUUGUCCUGGAAACAGACAUCUGUUACGUGUACCUUUUCCUAAGAUUGUCAGAAUAAAGAGAAGAAAGAAGAGAAUA
Molecule: messenger RNA, 637 nt
Organism: Coturnix japonica (Japanese quail)
Lineage: Eukaryota; Metazoa; Chordata; Aves; Galliformes; Phasianidae
Gene: CFAP97D1
Product: CFAP97 domain containing 1
Biological process (GO): sperm axoneme assembly
Source: RefSeq, a predicted model, not a curated record